Messenger RNA from Miscanthus lutarioriparius, 795 nucleotides. Lineage: Eukaryota; Viridiplantae; Streptophyta; Magnoliopsida; Poales; Poaceae. The record is from the annotation of a GenBank genome assembly.
AUGAGCCACGACGACCCCGGCAGCUCCUCCGCCGACAUCGGCGCGGGCGUGGACGCGCUGUCGCUGGACCUGCUCACGCAUGCGCUAGCGGGCGGGCGCGACCCGCGUGACCGCAAGUCCUACCGCCUCGCCAGCCGCGCCUUUGCGCGAGCCGAGGCCUAUCCCACUUGGUCGCCGCUGAGGACAAGGAGAUGGCCGCCCUCGCCGCUCCCGCGGGGCUCAGGGAGCUCGUCAUGGACAAGUGCCUCGGAGCAUAGCAAGCUCGCUCGCUCCCAUAUACAGCGGGGAGACGUGAGGGACUCCAGCGAAGUGGAGCAAGAAGAGUGUGGGCGACAGGGGGGAAAGACCGAGGGAGCACCGCUGCACCAUGCGCCCUUCUCUCUGAAUCUUACAUUGACUAAGGUUCCAACAGAAGAAGUAGAAAACAAAGACAUUGGCAUCGAGCUGCUCUCCAAGAAGUGCCUCGAGCUUCGCAGCGUUGACAUCUCCUACCUCAAGGUAGCAUCCCUGAAAUUUGUAUCAGUCUCUUUGAUGCUAUUUCGCGUGUGCGAAUCAAGUGAGCUCCAAUUUCUUGUCUCUUGUUUUGCAGACGAUGAUGGCCUACAGAUGCUAAGCGCAGGCAACUCACUGAAGGAGCACUACCAGGAACAGCACCAGCAAAGCAACAACAACAGCAACGAAUGCAGUAACCCCACAAACGAUAGCAGCAGCAGCAAUAACAGCAACAGCCGCAAGAGAGAGGCAGAAGACAACGAAGAAAUUUUGCCCCAAAGAAACAGAUCAAGGCACAGUUAG